Molecule: messenger RNA, 1262 nt
Organism: Helianthus annuus (common sunflower)
Lineage: Eukaryota; Viridiplantae; Streptophyta; Magnoliopsida; Asterales; Asteraceae
Product: ribonuclease 3-like protein 3
Exons: 3
Coding region: 96-854 (252 amino acids)
Biological process (GO): siRNA processing
Cellular component (GO): nucleus; cytoplasm
Molecular function (GO): RNA binding; ribonuclease III activity
Source: RefSeq, a predicted model, not a curated record
CUCUCUCUCUAUAUAUAUACACACACACCCCUGCCCAAUACUUGUCCUACCAAGAGAAUUAAGUCAGAUAGGAAGGUUGGAGGUUGUUGGAACAAAUGAACGAUUCCAUCACUGAGUCAAACAACUCGUUAUUGCCGAGUCUCAAGGAAGUGGAGACAAUCAUUGGAUACAAGUUCAAAAACAAAGACUUACUAAACGAAGCCUUUACUCACAACUCUUUUAAAGACGAGGAAUCUCAAAUAUCUUACGAGCGGCUUGAGUACCUUGGAGACUCGGUUUUGAAUCUUAUGUUCGCCAAAGAACAUUACUUUUCUUACCCGAAAAUGAACUCUGGUGAGUUGACUCGGUUGCGCGCAGCCAAUGUCGACACCGAAGCCUUGGCUCGUGUUGCAUUAAAACACGGCUUACAUAGGUUUCUCAAACACGAUGAUCCUUCAUUAAAAGAACGGGUACAAGAACUUAUGGAAGGAAUCAAAGAAUACCCGAUGCAUUCUCAUGGUUUGAUUAACUCUCCUAAAAUACUCGCUGACAUUGUCGAAGCUGUAGUUGGGGCGGUCUAUGUCGAUACUGAUUUAUCGAUGGACGAGACAUGGGAGGUUGUGAAGAAUCUGUUGCAACCUUUGACGACACCGGAAAACCUUAGUUUGAACCCGGUGAUGAAGUUGAAUGAAACGUGCCAAAAGAUGGGGAUCACGCUAGAAUACAAAAGCUUGUGGAUUGAAACAGGAGAUAUCGAAAUAUAUAAAGAUAAUGAGUUAAUUGGCAAAGGAAACUACAAGAAAAAGAAAAUGACUGCGAAGAACAAAGCAGCCGCCGAUGCUUACGAGAAUCUUGUCAAGUUGUUGGAUAUUUGAGAAAGGGUACUACUAAACGCUAAACGUAGCCUCUCUUUAAACACUUGGUGGGUCAUUUCUCGAUAAAAAAAAAGUAAUUUCUUUCUCACGUAAAAGUACGCAACACAUUGAGGGUACUUUGGCGUACCCCUUUCGAAAAUAGUCAUACGAGUGGUCAGAGAGUAUAGUAUGGUUUUAAUCUAUUGAUCACUUUUGUUAAACAACCGGUGUAUGUGUGUGUGUUUUUUUUUCCAUUAAAAUGACGAAAAAAAAUAGUGUAUAUUGCAUUGACGUUUGAAACUUCACAAUGGGAAAGAGAGUGUGACCAUUUUGAUGGUAUGUUCACAUGCAAUCUACCAAAAGGCAAGAUUGGAUGGUUAGUUAUGUACCGGUAAAGAUAUAACUUACUAUAUAUUUUUGUUUUGUUUU